AAGUAACAUUUUCCACACAAUCAUGGUUGCUUCAGAAUUUCUCGGUUAUAUUCAAUCAUUUUCUGUAUGUAACUUUGUUGGAUUUGAAGAUUUAGCUGAUCGAGCAAAUUUUCAAUGGAAUGUUAUCAUAUUACUGUUAUGCAUGGCUUUAGUAACAAUGAGACAAUAUUUUAUGACACCAUUAGUGUGUUAUUUACCGACAACAGUGAGUGGAAUCAAUGCUGAUUCGUAUAUUACCAAUCUAUGUUGGAUUGAAGGAACAUUUCCGAUUAAUUUAACAUCUGGCAUUGUACCGCAUAAACUACAAGAUUGGGAUGCACUUCGACCGCAACAAAUGAAUUAUUAUCAAUGGGUACCAUUGGUGCUGGGUUUACAAGCUAUUCUCUAUUAUAUUCCCCGUAUUAUAUGGAGUAUAUUCACUUAUAAUCGUACUGGAACCGAUUUACAAAAUCUAAUACGUCAAGCUAAUUUAAUUGCUAAAGAAGAUGGUGAGAAACGUCAGAAAAUGGUACAACACAUUGCUAAAACCUUAGAACUACUCUUAUUCAAUCGUCGUGAAUAUCGUACAGCGGAUACACUCGGUGCAUCGUUUCGUCGUUCAUUGGCAUUUAUGCCGGGUAAACGUCAUGGGAAUAAUUUAGUCUAUGUAUAUUUAACUGUCAAAGUGUUAUAUUCGAUUGUUGGAUUUUUCCAAUUAUAUCUGAUGUAUUUUUUCUUACGUUUCGAUUCACGUGAAGGUUAUUGGUUAUUUGGUUAUCGUGUAUUAUCGGAUAUUAUACAAGGAAAACAAUGGACUGAGACACAAGUAUUCCCUCGAGUCGGUAUGUGUCGGCAUACAUUACAACAUGUCGGUGCAAGUAAUGCACUGUUUGCUCAAUGUGUCCUACCGAUCAAUAUGUUAAAUGAAAAAAUCUACAUUUUUCUAUUCUUUUUCUUGGGGUCAGUUAUGUUGCUAACAAUGUUUAGUAUACCAUUAUGGUUAUAUCGUAUGGGUUUGAAACGACGUCAACGUCAUUUUGUCAGGCGAUUUUUAAAAAUUGCCGAUGUCUACGAUCGUGACGACCCGAAAUUGCCAAUUCUCACAGAUCGUUUCAUGGCUGAGUUUCUUCGACAAGAUGGUCAUUUCAUUUUACGUAUGUUAUCAAUGAAUGCAGGGGAUUUGAUUACAGUAGAGAUUGUGUGUCAUUUAUUUGCUGAUUAUAAGAAACGUUUCACUGGUAUUGAUUUUCGCGGUCCACCUAUUGUACCGAAAAUGCAUAAAUAUCAUGAUUAUGACGGUUAUCUAUCGUCACAACAUCCUCAUCAUCAUCAUCAUCAACCACAUGAUAUUAUUAGUCCCAAUGAGAUGAUUGCCAGAACAAAUAAUAUGGACAAAAAUCCACCAGGAUUUAUUCGACUAGAAGAAGGUGGUACAGCGAAUUUACGCCAACGACCAGUUCCACCAUCGGCUCCAGUAGUUGCAGACAAUCCUAUUCCACCAGCCUAUCAACAACAAUAUCCAACACCAACGAUGAAAAAUCCUGAAAUGUAUCCAUUAAGUGUUGUACGAAAUAUGCCACGAGAUACUCCUCCUGCUGUUGAAUCCAGCAACAAUGUCACUCAUGCAAAUCAAUAUACUACUCCUAAGAAAAUGGACGAUAUUAAUAUUGUUGUAAAUGAAAAAGACCAGCCCAGCAAAAUACCACAGUACACACCUACAGAAGUAUGAUAUGGUAUGAUAUUCAUAAAACUAACUUAAAAGGGUCAGAGAGUGUGUGUGAGUGUGUGAGAGACAGAUAGCGAGAGAGCCGAAACCAAAAAGCCGGCAUACAUGUGGUCGGUCAUCUUGUAUGAUUGAUUGAUUGUUUACUCAACUUACCAAUGAAUGACAAAAUGAUGAUCUCAUCGGUCAUUUAUUUCACUUGUAAUCUUAUCUUUAAUGUGUUGCUCUCUAUAAAUAUCAUCUGUAUGAUGUAUGUAUCUAUCUAUGUAUGUCUAUGUUACAUAAUGACUGAACACUAUUUCUCUGUCUGUUUAUAUCAAUGUUCCAAUUAAAUUUUUCUCGUUUUCUAGACAAGGAGAAAACAUUGUAAUGUAAUGACUUACUACUACUACUACUACUACUACUACUACUACUACUACUACUACUAC
This is a messenger RNA of Schistosoma turkestanicum, 2130 nucleotides long. Lineage: Eukaryota; Metazoa; Platyhelminthes; Trematoda; Strigeidida; Schistosomatidae. The record is from the annotation of a GenBank genome assembly.